AUGCUCGUCGAGCUCAAGAACGGGGAGACGCUCAAUGGACAUCUCGUCAACUGCGAUACAUGGAUGAACCUCACGCUGAAAGAAGUUGUCCAAACGAGUCCUGAAGGAGACAAGUUUGUGCGCCUACCAGAGGUCUACGUCAAGGGCAACAAUAUCAAGUACCUACGAGUCCCCGAAGAAAUCAUUGAGCUCGCCACCGAGGCGCAAAAGAACCAGCAGGGCAACUUCCGCGGCGGCCGCGGCGGCGGCCAGUCAAGAGGCGACUAUGGCGGUCGCGGCGGCGGCGACAGGGGACGCGGAGGCCGUGGCGGCGGCCGUGGCGGACGAGGUCGUGGUGGUCGCGGACAGUGA
This is a messenger RNA of Beauveria bassiana ARSEF 2860, 351 nucleotides long. RefSeq names its product small nuclear ribonucleoprotein. Bases 1 to 351 code for a protein of 116 amino acids. Gene Ontology annotation, molecular function: U6 snRNA binding. Gene Ontology annotation, cellular component: U6 snRNP; P-body; spliceosomal tri-snRNP complex. The record is from RefSeq and is a predicted model, not a curated record. Gene Ontology annotation, biological process: spliceosomal snRNP assembly; mRNA splicing, via spliceosome; nuclear-transcribed mRNA catabolic process. Lineage: Eukaryota; Fungi; Ascomycota; Sordariomycetes; Hypocreales; Cordycipitaceae. The transcript is spliced from 3 exons.